Molecule: messenger RNA, 14635 nt
Organism: Coregonus sp. 'balchen'
Lineage: Eukaryota; Metazoa; Chordata; Actinopteri; Salmoniformes; Salmonidae
Source: the annotation of a GenBank genome assembly
UCCCAUGUGUUUCUAUUUUGUAGUAUUAGCCGGACCGCUAUGUCACGUCUCCGCACAUAUUUACAUUUUAACAAAAAAGACAGACGACAAAGGGGGAGGGCUCAUAGCGAUAAAACAGACCAUCAAUCAAAAGACCUAUAGGCCAGACAUCCACAGCAAACGAAUCCCAGGUAAACAUUGAAACAUAUAUGUUAGAACUUUUAUCACACGCUGUAACGUUAAUAUACAUAAGGGAAAGUUGUACGUAUUUUACCAGUUAUGGCUUUUUGCAUUAUCCGACUGUAGUUAAUUAUAAACAUAGGCAGUACCCACGUGGUUUAUUCGAGCCGGAGACUGCAGAUUCUUUUGUUUAAAAAAUCCAUAAAAAAACUAGGAGGACGGACAGGCACGAGAGAAUCAGGAAAUCCCUCUGCGGACGUGUUAAUUAGUCACCGAAUUAGAAGGAAAGAUCGUAUGAAGACUGGUUCCUGUAGAGUUCAAUGAGCUGGUUACACAGGAAUCUGAACAGAUUCGGAGUAAUGGGUGUGCAUUUGUAACAACGAACAGCAAACACAGUUUUUCUAUCAAGAUAUAAUUUCGAGUCGGUGUUAGGUUUUUGUAUUGACGAAAUGUGAUUGAGCAACAUUGGGCUGUGACUGGAGAAGAGAUGGAUGGAAAGGUAGGCGGGUUAGGAGUUGAGGAAGACGGGGUGGAGUGGAGUGGCAAAGGGUGGCGGUAGAGUAGUAAAGGUUAAGAAGAAGAGGAAGCCUGAGGAGCCUUUGCAGGUCUUGUCAGAGGAGAGUAGUGAUGAGGGAGGUUCGGUUCGCAGUUGUACUGAGGGAAGUGGAGUUCAAGGUGUUGGUGAAAUUUAAGGACCAGAUUCAGAUUGUGUAAUAGUCACAUGUACAGGUUGCAGGUGUGAUUGCAGGGUACUGUGAAAAUAUUAGGCUUCGAGCUCCAACAUGCAGGACUAGUGAAAUAAAAUAAUGAAAAUGGUAAUAAAAACAAUAGAAAUAGCACUAUAUACAUAAUAACAACGGUGGCAGUGAUGAAUACAUACAUUUCCAUUAUUAUUAUUUCCAUUGGGGUGGAGGCAGAGUAAAGACUGUUGAGGGGGUGGGGUGGAAUGACCAUAGGGGGAGCAGCAGCAUGAUCAUUGAGUGAAAUAAAAACAAAAAAGUUAUAAUAUACAUAUUAACAACUGCAACAGUGAUGAAUGUCAUUGGGGUGGGGGGGCAGAGUAAAGUCCGUUGAGGGGAGUAGCAGAUAGCUGACUAGUGGUGGCUAUUCAGCAGCCUGAUGGUCUGAGGGUAGAAAUUAUUGGCCAGUCUUUCAGUUUUUGCCAUGAUGCUCCUGUUCUACCCACGUCUGAGUGAUUGAAGCGGGGAGAACAGGGCAUGGCUGGGGUCCCUGAUUAUCUUUUUUUUUUUUUUGUAUCUUAUCUUCUUGGUCUUCCUACGACACCUGGUGUUGUAGGUGUCCUGUAGGGCAGGGAGUGUGCACCCAAUGGUGCGUUCGGCUGCACGUAUCACCCUCUGACGAGCCUUGCGGUCCGCCGCUGUGGAGUUGCAGUACCAGGCUAUGAUGCAGCCCGACAGUAUGCUCACGAUGGUGCUCCUGUAGAACCCUGUGAGGGCCCUCAGUGACAGGCAGAAUUUCUUCAGUAUCCUGAGGUUGAAGAGUCUCUGUCGUGCCUUCUUCACCACGGUGUCCGUGUGGUUAGACCAUUUCAGCUUCUCUGAGAUGUUUACGCAGAGGAAUUUGAAAUUAUUGACCGUCUCCACGGCGGCCUACGUUGAUGAGGUGGAGUUACGGCGGUGAGUCAGAUCGCAUUGACUAGGGAUUUGGAGGGUAAAGUAGGAGAGGUCGUGUCUGCUGAAGUUCUUCGUGAUUGAAGUUUGGUGGUGGUGUGUUUAAAUGCUAAACCGUAUGAGAAGGCACUCAAACUCAAGCAGGUAUGUAAACCUGUGGUUGAUGGUAGCAUGCCGGAUCAAACUGGACGGCAGUGGGUGAAGGGGGUUAUUACAGGAGUUCCAGAAAUUAACAUGAAAGAAAUAAAGGACCACUUGAAGGGAGGCUCUCUUAUUGAGGCAAAGCGCCUUCAAAUGGCACGAGAUGGGAAGAAGGUGGAUAGCUUGUCAGUGCUACUAAACUUUGAGGAUCUGGUACUGCCAGAAAAAGUUAUGACAGGGUAUAUGAGUUACUGUGUGCGAGCAUACUUUCUGAAACCAUUGCGUUGCUAUAACUGUCAAAGGUUUGGGCAUGUGGCGGCGGUGUGUAAAGGCAAAAGGAGAUGUGGUGUGGAGGAGAACAUACAUAUGGGGAACGUGGAGACGGGGUCCAGUUAAAGUGCUGUAACUGUGGGGGUGUGGCGUAUGGGGGUUGUAAAGUGAUGAAAAGACAGGUGUACGUGCAGAAGGUGAGGAGUGAGUGGAAAAUCUGGUAAGCAGAAACAGUGAAGGUGGUAGUUCAUGCAGAAACAAUCGGGGCACCUAGAAGAACAGGUAUUCCAGGGCAGAUCGGGAUGCAGGUGGGGCGUGAUGUAGGGAGCAGAAUGGGGGAGAACACAAGAAUGGUAGUAGACAAAAGUAUGUGGACACCCUUCAAAUUAGUGGGUAUGGCUAUUUCAGCCACACCAGUUGCUGACAGGUGUAUGAAAUCGAGCACACAGCCAUACAAUCUCCAUAGACAAACAUUGGCAGUAGAAUGGCACAUACUGACAAGCUCAGUAACGUUCAACGUGGCACCGUCAUAGGAUGCCACCUUUCCAACAAGUCAGUUCGUCAAAUUUCUUCCCUGCUAGAGCUCCCACGGUCAACUGUAAGUGCUGUUAUUAUGAAGUGGAAACGUCUAGGAAGCAACAAUGGCUCAGCCGCAAAGUGGUAGGCCACACAAGCUCACAGAACGGGACUGCCGAGUGCUGAAGCACGUAGCAUGUAAAAAUUGUCUGUCCUCGGUUGCAACUCUCACAACCGAGUUCCAAACUGCCUCUGGAAGCAAGGUCAGCACAAGAACUGUUCGUCGGGAGCUUCAUAAAAUGGGUUUCCAUGUCCGGGCAGCCGCACACAAGCCUAAGAUCAUAAUGCGCAAUGCCAAGCGUCAGCUGGAGUGGUGUAAAGCUCGCCACCUUUGGACUCUGGAGCAGUGGAAACGCGUUCUCUUGCAGCAUCUGGCAGUCCGACGGACUAAUCUGGGUUUGACGGAUGCCAGGAGAACGCGACCUGCCAGAAUGCAUAGUGCCAACUGAAAGAUUAGUGGAGGUGGAAUAAUGGUCUGGGGCUGUUUUUCAUGGUUCGGGCUAGGCCCCUUAGUUCCAGUGAAGUGAAAUCUUAACGCUACAGCAUACAAUGACAUUCUAGACGAUUCUGUGCUUCCAACUUUGUGGCAACAGUUUGGGGAAGGCCCUUUCCUGUUUCAGCAUGACAAUGCCCCCGUGCACAAAAUGAGGUCCAUGCAGAAAUGGUUUGUCGAGAUCGGUGUGGAAGAACUUGACUGGCCUGCACAGAGCCCUAUCCUCAACUCCAUCGAACACCUUUGGAAUGAAUUGGAACGCCGACUGUGAGCCAGGCCUAAUCGCCCAACAUCAGUGCCACUAAAGCUCUUGUGGCUGAAUGGAAGCAAGUCCCAGCAGCAAUGUUCCAACAUCUAGUGGAAAGCCUUCCCAGAAGAGUGGAGGCUGUUAUAGCAGCAAAGGGGGGACCAACUCCAUAUUAAUGCCCAUGAUUUUGGAAUGAGAUGUUUGACGAGCAGGUGUCCACAUACUUUUGACCAUGUACUGUAUCUUGGGCUCAAAGGACUGACAUGGGAAAAUGUACAGGAUGACCUUCAUAAGAUUGAGAAUAAGUCCUGACAGGAAUCAUGUGUUGGUUAAUUUUCAUAAUGGUGUUAAUCCUUCAAUGGAAUGCCAGAAGUUUGAUGGCUAAUGGGCAAAAGUUCAAACAAUUUCUUGAGGAGUUACCAGCCAAACCUGAUGUGAUGUGUCUCCAGGGAACAUGGCUUUAACCUACUCUAGAUUUUGUAUUACAAGGUUAUAGUGCAGUCCAUAGAGCUAGGGUGGCAGGGGGAGGAGGAGAGUGUGCUACCUUUAUAAAGCGGGGGAUCCCAUAUAGGUGUGUGGGAGAGGGAGUUGAACAGGAGUAUGUAGUGGUAGAGGUGUGGUUGGGAGGGGGGAAUAUGGUAAUAGUGAACUUUUACAACCCGUGUAAGAGACUAGAGUUGAUGGCCCUUGGGAAUGUAGAAGGUCAAGAUAGGAGACGGGUAAUGUGGUGUGGGGAUUUUAAUGCUCAUAGUACGCUCUGGGGAGGGUUAUGGACUGAUGUAAAUGGACAAGUGUUGGAGGAACUACUGGAUGGGAAAGGCCUUGUGAGUCUUAAUGACGGCCGGGGAAUCAGGAUUGAUCCAGUAACUGGAAAUGAAUCUGCUCUGGAUCUUACUUUGAUCUCAAGUUCAAUGGCAGGCAGAUGUAAUUGGGAGGUUUUGGAGGAAUCUACAGGGGAUAGUGAUCACUAUCCAAUCAUGUGUACUGUAGGAUUGAGGGUGGAAGAUUCAGUAGGAAAUGGAUUGAGGAGAUGGAUAUUUGGGAAAGCAGAAUGGGGUCAGUUUUAGGAGUUGAGUGAACAAGAGCUGUCUCAGGUUGAUCUCAGUUCAGAUGUAAAACAGUGAAUGAGUAAGAGGAGCAAUAGUAGUGGCCACAAGGCAGGUGAUUCCUAUGGGUACAGGGGGGAGAAAGAGUAACGUAGUUCCCUGGUGGACUGAAGAGUGUAGAGAAGCAGUGAAGUGUAGGAACAGCGCUUUCAGAAUGUUGAAAAGGUCAUAAUUACCAUCACCUGAUUCAGUAUAAACAAGCACAAGCAGUAGUAAGGAGGAUUAUUAGGACAGCUAAGAGGGAGUAUUGGCGCUGGUUCUGUGUAACCAUAGGCAGGACCACUCCUAUGGGAGAGGUAUGGGGGAUGAUUAAGAGGAUGAGUGGGGUCAGACGAGAUUGGGAUAAUAAUAAUAAUAUGCCAUUUAGCAGACGCUUUUAUCCAAAGCGACUUACAGUCAUGCGUGCAUACAUUUUUUUUGUUUUUUGUAAUGGGUGGUCCCGGAGAUCGAACCCACUACCUUGGCGUUACAAGCACCGUGCUCUACCAGCUGAGCUACAGAGGACCACCUCCCUGUGCUGAAAAGUGGGGAGAUUGUUGCAGUGAGAGAUAUGGAGAAGGCAGAGAUGUUAGCCCAGGCAUUUGUGAAGGUGCACAGCUCAAAUAAUCUGACAGAAGAGGGGCAGCGUCGGAGAGAGAGGGUCAGAGAAGAACAUCCGGGGGUCCUGGAUCAGAGAGAGAUGGUGGGGGAUACAUUGAAUGCCCCUUUUAUGAUGGCUGAGAUGAAGAGAGCAUUAGCUAAAGCUGGGGUAACAUCUCCUGGUAAGGAUGAGAUGUGUUACAUCAUGAUGGCUAUUUUCAGUGACCGCAAUGGGGAAAGUAUUGGGCCUUUACAAUAAAGUGUGGCAGGAAGGGGAACUGCCUGGAAGUUGUAAGCAGGCGGUGUGGUGCCAAUAUGGAAACCAGGGAAAGACCCUUCUAGUCCUUUAAGCUAUAGGUCGAUAGCGUUGACAUCUUAUGUAUUUAAACUUAUGGAAAUUAUGAAAAUGGAAAGGCUGACUUACUUUCUGGAGAGUAGAGGACUAAUGUCACCAGAUCAAAGUGGGUUCAGGAAAGGCAGGGGAACGAUGGAUCCUGUACUGUGUCUUGAGUCAGUCAUACAGAAGACACAGGCAAAUAAGGAGGUGGUGGUAGCCGUUUUCUUAGAUGUAGAGAAGGCUUAUGAUAUGAUGUGGAAGGAAGGCCUACUCAUCAAGCUGGAUAACAUGGGGGUUGGAGGAAGGGUUUUUAACUGGAUAAAGGAUUUUCUUUUUGGGCAAUCAAUACAAGUGAGGGUGGGGAGCUCUGUCAGAAAGCAGAAAGCUAUGAGGUAGAUAAUGGUACCCUCCGGGAAGUGUCAUUAGUCCUUUGUUGUUCUCUAUUAUGAUUGACGAUGUAUUCUCCCAGGUGAGACCUUAUUUAUUUUAUUUUUUACAUUUUAGUAAUUUUUUGCAGACGCUCUUAUCCAGAGCGACUUACAGUUAGUGAGUGCAUACAUGUUUUUGUAGUUUAAAAAAUAUAUAUACUGGCCCCCCGUGGGAAUCGAACCCACAACCCUGGCGUUGCAAGCGCCAUGCUCUACCAACUGAGCUACAUGGCUCCCUUAUAUUGGGAGGUGGGGCUUCAAGUUUUCAGUUGAGAAAACACAUACUGUGUUUUUUUCUAGAAGGAAGGUUGGGGAGUAAAUAUACUUGAAGUUGUAUGGAAGGAAUCUGGAGAGGGUGGGAGGGUUUAGGUUCCUGGGGGUCUGGUUUGACAUUCAAAUGAUAUGGGCAGAGCAUAUUAACAGAGUACUUGUCAAAGGAAAUAAAAUAUUUAAUGUGAUGCGUUGCUUGUCAGGAAUGGAGUGGGGAGGCAGAUAGAAUGGUGUCGAAAAUGCUAUAUAUAGCGCUGUUAAGGUCCUCACUGGAUUAUGGAAGUAUAGCAUAUGGAUCAGCAGCUCCGACAUCUUUAAAAAAGCUAGAUGUAAUCCAGGCCCAAACCCUAAGAAUAUGUUGUGGAGCACUCAGGACCUCCCCGGUGGCAGUGAUGUAGGUAGAGUUGGGAGAGAUGUCGUUAAAGUUAAGAAGACAACAGCUAGCCAUUACCUAUUGGGUAAAUCUACAAAGACAUAUGGUUACACAUCCUACAAAAAAGAUGCUCCUAGAGUGCUGGGAACAUGAACACAAUCUUAAUACAAGCUUUGGGUGGAUAGGCAAUGACAUGGCGAGAGAGAUGGGGUUGUUUGGGAGGGAGUUUAGCCCCUCUGUGGUUCUUCCUGCUAUCCCACCUUGGUUUCCCCCUCAGCCAGUGAUAGGUCUAGGGUUGCUUGAGAGGGUAAGAUAUGUUGAGGAAGGGUAGAUUCAGUUGUAAGUGAACAUUUAAGAACACAACUAUGCUUUCUUAAGUAUAUUCACAGAUGGAUCUAAGGACCCUAAAACAGGGAGGACAGGUGCAGCUUUUAGUGUUCCUGAGUUUAAGGUGGCAGUGACAAAAAGAGUAACGGAUAGUUUAUCUGUUUACACAAUGGAGUUGUUGGCCAUACUAUUGGCUGCAGAGUGGGUGGAGGAGUAGUCGUCUGCUCUGACUCCUGUGCAGCACUGAUGAGCUUAAAUUCAUUUGUGUCUCAGAGCAGACAGGAUGUAUUGUAUGAGGUUUUGCAGUGUUUGUAUAGGGUGAAACAGGUUGGGGGUAUUUGUUAUGUUCCUCUGGGUACCAGCUCAUGUGGGAGUAGAGGGGAAUGAGGAGGUAGGUGGAUAUUAUCACGAAGCAGGCUCUUAAACAUCCUAAUGUUGAGAUGGAAUAGUCAAUUAGUAAAGCAGAAGCCAAGUGGUUAAAAACAAAUGGCAAGAGUUGUGGAACAGGGAGAGAAAGGGAAGACACCUGUAUAAGAUCCAUGAAAAGGUGGGGGCAGGGAGGUCCUCAGGCCGAGAGAGAAGGGAGGAAAGUGUAAUCACAAGGCUGAGACUGGGACACACAAGGCUAAAUAGUACAUUGAAAUUGGUGGGGAAACAUCCGACUAGGAGGUGUGAUCAAUGUCAGGAGGAGAUGGAGACUGGAACAUGUUCUAUUUCAGUGCCAGAAAUAUGGGAGGGAAAGGGAGCGAUUGUUAUUAGAUUUGAGGAGUAAUGGGGUUGAAGAGCCAGGAUUAAGUGAACUGCUGGGGAAAUCUUCAGGGGAUGUAGUAUUUCCCUAUGUAUUUAGUUUCCUUAGGUAGACGAGAAUAUUGGGUAGGAUUUAGACUUUCACUGUCUCUGGUCCACAGUCCAGUUGGUGGCGGUAAUGCACCUUAACAUUGGUUGCCAACCGCCAUAUAAAAUCCACAGAAGAAAAAGAAGAACAAAAUCUGAAGCGAAGAGGUUUAGCAACGUUUUCAUCUCACCUUUUAGUUGGGGAAAGAUAACGUUUUUCAUUGGUGUAUUAGCUAGCUAACGUUACCCAAGAUUUGUGUCUUUGUUUAGAAAUCGAUAACGUACACUAGCUGGCCUUAGUUAGUAGCUGGUAGUAAAAACCGUGCAUUUUGUGGCUAUUUUCGUAUUUUCCCGAACUUUAAUAGUUAACUUAGUUGUCGGCUAGGUAGUAGCCACUGAUUAUGCUUGCUCGAAGACAAAGAAAUGCGGACAAGACUGAGUGCUAUAAUUCAUUACUAGCUAAUGACAUUACUAGCGCGAGUCGCUAUGGUUAAUCAUGGCUAGGAUAGGUGGCUUUCAAAGUUUUGUGUACUUUGACCAGAUCAUUGCAAAUUGCGUUGUCAGCAGUUCAGCGAGAUGAGUUUGGUUUCGGUUGUAUUGAUAUCACAAUUCAUGUCUGUUUUGUUUUCGCCCCGACUUUUCUCCAGUGACAAACAUUGGCAGUAGAAUGGUCCGUACUAAAGAGCUCAGUGACUUUCAACGUGGCACCGUCAUAGGAUGCCACCUUUCCAACAAGUCAGUUCGUCAAAUUUCUGCCCUGCUAGAGCUGCCCCGGUCAACUGUAAGUGCUGUUAUUGUGAAGUGGAAACGUCUAGGAGCAACAACGGCACAGCCGCGAAGUGGUAGGCCACACAAGCUCACAGAACGGGACCGCCGAGUGCUGAAGCGUGUAGCGCGAACAAAUCGUCCAUCCUCGGUUGCAACACUCACUACCGAGUUCCAAACAGCCUCUGGAAGCAAGGUCAGCACAAGAACUGUUCGUCGGGAGCUUCAUGAAAUGGGUUUCCAUGGCCGAGCAGCUGCACACAAGCCUAAGAUCACCAAGUCAGGCCUUCAACCAGUCACUGUCGCUGACGAUAUCAAGGAAAAAAUUGUAAGUCCACCUGACCUGCAUGAGGUUAAGUCUAACAUUGUUCAGAUAAAAUGGGGGGGGGGGGUUAAUGCAAAUAGGGAAUGUAACGUUAUUAGUGCUUAUGAAGUGCUAGAACAAAACAUUAAGUGAAACGCUGAUUGCUGUAUUGUCAUUUCUGUAGAAACUUGACUUACCUAAAGUCAAAGGUCAACUGCUCAUUUUCGGAGCCACCAACUGGGAUCUCAUCGGAAGGAAAGAGGUGCCAAAAGCACAAGGUAUAACCCUGCCCAGUCCUGUACUGAAAACAUUACUGCAUGCAAUACUCCACUCAGUUUUCCCUCAAUAGCACUUGUGCUACCAACUUUGAAAGUAGAUUUUCCUGUCUAUUUCUAAUUGCAAUCUUUAAGUAAUCCUCCUAAUUGACUGCAGUAUUGAAGUGUUCCUGUUUCUUAUCAAAUCAAACUUUAAUGUGCAUUAAAAUUGCAAUAGACUUUAAAUUAAAAUGGUGGUGUGUGUGUGUGUGGUCUCUCAGCGGCCUUCAGGAACCUAGGCCAGAACCUGUGGGGUCCUCACCGUUAUGGCAGCCUGAGUGACGUGCAGGUCAGCAGUGUGGUGUCUGGGCCCUGUGCUGCCCACAGCCUCCUCAUCACCACCGAGGGCAAGCUCUGGAGCUGGGGUAGGAAUGCUAUACCGUAAUAGCUCAUAGUUUAUACUUACAGUGCCUUCGGAAAGUAUUCAUACCCCUCAACCUUUUCCACAUUUUAUUACGUUACAGCCUUAUUCUAAAAUGGAUUAAAUAUAUAAAAAAUCUACACACAAUACCCCAUAAUGACAAAGCGAAAACAGGUUUUUAGAAAUGUUUGCAAAUGUAUUACAAAUAAAAAACAGAUACCUUAUUUAAAUAAAUAUUCAGACCCUUUGCUAUGAGACUCGAAAUUGAGCUCAGGUGCAUCCUGUUUCCAUUGAUCAUCCUUGAGAUGUUUCUACAACUUGAUUAGAGUCCACCUGUGGUAAAUUCAAUUGAUUGGUCAUGAUUUGGAAAGGCACUCACCUGUCUAUAUAAGGUCCCACAGUUGACAGUGCAUGUCAGAGCAAAAACCAAGCGAUGAGGUCGAAGGAAUUGUCCGUAGAGCUCCGAGACAGGAUUGUGUCAAGACACAGAUCUGGGGAAGUGUACCAACAAAUUUCUGCAGCAUUGAAGGUCCCCAAGAACACAGUGGCCUCCAUCAUUCUUUAAUGGAAGAAGUUUGGAACCACCAAGACUCUUCCUAGAGCUGGCUGCCUGGCCAAACUGAGCAAUCAGGGGAGAAGGGUCUUGGUCAGGGAGGUGACCAAGAACCCGAUGGUCACUCUGACAGAGUACUAGAGUUCCUCUGUGGAGAUGGGAGAACCUUCUAGAAGGACAACCAUCUCUGCAGCACUCCACCAAUCAGGCCUUUAUGCUAGAGUGGCCAGACGGAAGCCACUCCUCAGUAAAAGGUACAUGACAGCUCGCUUGGAGUUGGCCAAAAGGCAUCUAAAGACUCUCAGACCAUGAGAAACAAGAUUCUCUGGUCUGAUGAAACCAAGAUUGAACUCUUUGGACUGAAUGCCAAGCGUCACGUCUGGAGGAAACCAGGCACCAUCCCGACGGUGAAGCAUGGUGGUGGCAGCAUCAUGCUGUGGGGAUGUUUUUCAGCGGAAAGGACUGGGAGACUAGUCAGGAUCGAGGCAAAGAUGAACGGAGCAAAGUGCAGAGAGAUCCUUGAUGAAAACCUGCUCCAGAGCGUUCAGGACCUCAGACUGGGGUGAAGGUUCACCUUCCAACAGGACAACGACCCUAAGCACACAGCCAAGACAAUGCAAGAGUGGCUUCGGGACAAGUCUCUGAAUGUCCUUGAGUGGCCCAGCCAGAGCCCGGACUUGAACCCGAUCAAACAUCUCUGGAGAGAUUUGAAAAUAGCUGUGCAGCGACGCUCCCCAUCCAACCUGAUAGAGCUUGAGAGGAUCUGCAGAGAAGAAUGGGAGAAACUCCCCAAAUACAGGUGUGCCAAGCUUGUAGCGUCAUACCCAAGAAGACUCAAGUCUGUAAUCGCUGCCAAAGGUGCUUCAACAAAGCACUGAGUAAAGGGUCUGAAUAUUUAUGUAAAUGUGAUAUUUCCAUAUUUUUUUAAAUAUAAAUUAGCACAAUUUUCUAAAAAACAGUUUUUGCUUUGUCAUUAUGGGGUAUUGUGUGUAGAUUGAGGGGGGGGAAAACAAUUUAAUCAAUUUUAGAAUAAAGCUAUAACCUAACAAAAUGUGGAAAAAGUCAAGGGGUCUGAAUAUUUUCUAAAGGCACUGUUUUAUUAUAUAUAUAUAUAUAUAUCAUAGAUGUAAUCGUUCUAGCUGGUUUGAGUCCAGGAGAAAGGGUCAAUAUUGACUUCUUUCUGCCUCUAUCAGGUCGAAAUGAAAAGGGUCAGCUGGGUCACGGGGACACCAAGCGCCUAGAGGCCCCAAAGUUGAUUGAGGCCCUUGCAGACGAAGUGGUGGUGGCUGCAGCCUGUGGACGCAACCACACCCUGGCAUUGACAGAGGGUGGCACCGCCUACUCGUUUGGAGAGAACAAACUGGGCCAGCUGGGCCAGGGCAACCAAACUGAUGCAGGCCUCAGUCCAGCCCCGGUAAGCAACAUCAACCUCCCUAUUCAUCUGCUUCAUUAUUGUUGCUGCUUUAUUAUAGGUUUAAUAUGGCCACAUGGUGAGCCUGUGCUUAUCAAAGCUUCUCCUUGCCCCUCUCAGAUCCAGUACGAUGGGCAGCCCUUGGUCAAGGUGGCGUGUGGGGCAGAGUUCAGUAUGGUGGUGGACUGCAAAGGGAACCUCUACUCGUUCGGCUGCCCAGAGUAUGGCCAGCUAGGUAUGUCCUCAACUAACGAGCAGGACUGGACAGAUUUCAACUUUUUUUUAAAGUUUCACCGAAGUUUCUCUUUAAAGACGAAAGUUUCUCCAAUGACACAUUUAAAGAAUCACAAUGACCCCUUCAAAGAUCAUUCUAGAUCAAACACUGGCGUAGGACUUAUUUUUACCUUGUGUUUUGGGUCACAGGACACAACUCUGACGGCAAGUUCAUUGCCCGCGCCCAGCGCAUCGAGUUUGACUGUGAGACCGUUGCACGCCGCGUGGCCAUCUUCAUCGAGAAGAGUAAGGACGGCCAGGUGACACCUGUACCUAACGUGGUGGUCCGCGACGUCGCCUGCGGAGGCAAUCACACGGUGAGGAGAGAAGACCAGAACCCAUAUUCAGUCUUGGAGAAAGAAUGCUGAUCUAGGACCAGUUUGGCCUUUUAGAUCAUAAUGAAUAAGAUUACAUGUACAUGAGGGACCUGAUUCUAGAUCAGCACUCCUACUCUGAGACGCUUUAUGAAUACAGGCUCUGAUCCCUGUUGUCACAAAUACAGACAUUUGCAUUUUAGAAACAGAAAUCGAACAAUGAUAUUAUAUUAGUGAUGUCCCCCCCCUUUGCAUAAUUGCUGAAUGAAGAGCAUUUGAGUAAUGUAAGACACUCUUAUCCAGAGCAACCUACAGCGUUCCCUUCAUGUUUGACUAAUGAACUUGCAGAUGGAGACGCUAAAAGGGAGCUGAUAACAUUUGGUACCAGCCUGUGUUUAAAGGGAUAGUCCACUCAAAGUAUGAGUUUUUACUUGCAUUGGCUGUAGUUGAUUCGCAAAGACAGGUAUAUAUAUUUUUCUCUCACUUUUGUUUUGUUAGCGUGAGGUAUGUAAACUGUGUGUGUGUGUGUGUCCAGCUGAUAUUGGACUCCCAGAAGCGGGUGUUUUCCUGGGGCUUUGGUGGUUAUGGACGGCUGGGUCACACGGAGCCGAAGGACGAGAUGGUGCCCAGACUGGUGAAGCUCUUUGACUUCCCCGGGCGCGGGGCAUCCCAAAUCUACACUGGCUAUCAGUGCUCCUUUGCUGUAAAUGAGAUGGGUAUGGGACACAAUGCUUAACCCCUUGGAAUGUCGCACUGAUGAGUAAAUCUCUUUAGAAUUUAUUUUAUUAUCAAUUUAAUACCACUAUAAACCAAGAAUACUACCAUUACUUCCCCAAGUCUGUGUUGUGCUACCAGAUAUACACUGGGUGUACAAAACAUUGCUCUUUCCAUGACAGACUGACCAGGUGAAAGCUGUAAUCUCUAAUUGGGGUCACCUGUUAAAUCCACUUCAAUCAAUGUAGAUGAAGGGGAGGAGACGGGUUAAAGAAGGAUUUUUAAGCCUUGAGACAAUUGAGACAUGGAUUGUGUAUGUGUGCCAUUCAGAGGGUGAAUGGGCAAGACAAAUGAUUGAAGUGCCUUUGAACGGGGUAUGGUAGUAGGUGCCAGGCGCACCGGUUUGAGUGUGUCAAGAACGGCAGUGCUGCUGGGUUUUUCACGCUCAACAGUUUCCCAUGUGUAUCAAGAAUGGUCCACCACCCAAAGGACAUCCAGACAACUUGACACUACUGUGGGAAACAUUGGAGUCAACAUAGGCCAGCAGCCCUGUGUAACGCUUUCGACACAUUGUAGAGUCCAUUCCCCGACGAACUGAGGCUGUUCUGAGGGCAAACGGGGGGUGCAAGUCAAUAUUAGGAAGGUGUUCUUAAUGUAUUGUACACUGAAUGUAUAUUGUAGUGAUUUCAAGGGGUAUCCCAAAUGGGAUUUGAACCUAGCAUCUGUCAGUCUAACACUGUAGCCAUUACGCUAAGAGUUGGACACUUUUGCCAAGGACACUGGUGUUUUUAAUAAGGAAGCUACAAUAUUAACAUUUUGUGUGCAGGAGGGCUGUUUUUCUGGGGUGUCACCAAUACUUCGCGGGAGUCUACCAUGUACCCCAAGGCAGUGCAGGACCUGUGUGGCUGGAAGGUCCGCAGUCUGGCAUGCGGGAAAAGCAGUAUCGUUAUCGCUGCAGACGACAGCACCAUCAGCUGGGGACCCUCACCCACCUUUGGCGAGCUGGCAAGUUUUUAAUCAUAAUUAAUUGGUGUAUGUAUAAAGGCCAUUUCUCACACCCAAAGUGCUAUACAAUUAUACAUUGAAAUAAAAAAUCCCAGACAUUUUCCAUAUGCACAAAAAUCUUAUUUCUCACAAAUUGUGCACAAAUUGACAGGUGUGGCAUAUCAAGAAGCUGAAUAAUUAAUUAUGAUCAUUAUACAGCUGCACCUUGUGCUGGGGACAAUGAAAGGCCACUUCAAAAUGUGCAGUUUAUAGUUACACAACACCAUCCUACAGAUGUCUCAAGUUUUGAGGGAGGGUGCAAUAGGCAUGCUGACUGCAGGAAUGUCCACCAGAGCUGUUGCUCUGCCCAGUCAUGUGAAAUCCAUAGAUUAAAGUCUAAUUUAUUUAUUUCAAUUGACUGAUUUCCUUAUGAACUGUAACUCUGUAAAAUCUUUGAAAUUGUUGGAUGUUGCAUUUCAUAUCUGUGUUCAGUAUAUAAAUGUACUUGUUUGCUCAAAAGACUGCUGAAUUUGUGCACCUGUUCUGGCUUCUCAACCCAUUAUGACAUGGGUUUGUGUUUGUUACAGGGAUACGGAGACAACAAGGCCAAGUCCUCCACUACUGCUCAGGAGGUGAAGACCCUGGAUGGAGUUUACGCUGAACAGGUGUGGAGCAGCAACUUAUAGUGAAAACAGUUUUCUGUAGAUGGGAACUGCAUUUAGGUGCAUGUUCACUCUUUGGGCCAAAACACUGUGGUGUUUGCUUGCAGGUGGUAAUGGGAUACGCACACUCCCUGGUCAUCGCCAGACAGGAUACUCCACAGGAACAAGAGACGCUCAAGAAGCUGCCAGAGUACAACCCACGCACGCUC